CGACGGGAGGGAGGGAGAAGAUAGCAGCAGCAUCCGGAGCAGCAAUGGCGGCCUCCACUGCCUCCCGACUCUGGCUCCCGCGUCCCACCGCAUCUUCCCCCUGUCCUCGCCCUCCGCCUCGACUGUCGCGAUUCUCUCCUCUCCGCGCUGCCAAGCUGGAAUCUGUGUUAUCUAUUGGAACUCAUGUAAUCCCUCACCCAAGAAAGGUUGAGACUGGAGGUGAAGAUGCUUUCUUUGUGGGCGAUGAUGGUGGUGGAGUAUUUGCCAUUGCGGAUGGUGUUUCAGGAUGGGCAGAAAAGAAUGUCAAUCCAGCUCUAUUUUCUCGAGAGCUUAUGGCAAACAGCUCUACUUUUCUCAAGGAUGAAGAGGUCAAUCAUGAUCCUCAGGUUCUUCUAAUGAAGGCUCAUGCUGCAACUUCUUCCACUGGAUCUGCCACAGCAAUCAUCGCAAUGCUAGAGAAGACUGGGACUCUGAAAAUUGCAAGUGUGGGAGAUUGUGGCUUGAAAGUUAUUCGAAAAGGACAAGUGAUGUUCUCUACAUGCCCUCAAGAACAUUACUUUGAUUGUCCAUACCAGUUAAGCUCCGAGGCAAUUGGUCAAACAUAUAAGGAUGCACUGGUUUGCACUGUACAUCUUAUGGAGGGUGAUAUCAUAGUUAGUGGCUCAGAUGGAUUUUUUGACAACAUCUUUGAUCAAGAGAUUCUUGCUGUCAUUUCUGAGUCUCCAGGGAUAGAUGAAUCUGCGAAAGCUUUGGCGGAGCUUGCGAGAAAACAUUCAGUGGAUGUAAGAUUUGAUUCACCCUAUUCGAUGGAGGCACGGAGUAGGGGUUUUGAUGUUCCUUGGUGGAAGAAGCUACUUGGAGCCAAGUUAACAGGUGGUAAGAUGGAUGACAUUACGGUCAUUGUCGCUCAAGUGAAUAUAGUGGUGAUCCCAGAUGAUGAGGGUGCCAUAGUUGAACGGGAGAAAGGAGCUGAAAAGGUCACUGUCGCUGCAACUGCAACUGCAUCAGCUGAACAGAAGGGAUGAAAAGGAGUUGUAUAUAUUGACCAAAAUUAUUUUUCGCAGCAGUGCAAAGAAAUUAAUGAGAACUGUACUUAUGAACACCCAUGCGUAUAUAAUUUAUUUGCACUGGGUUUAGUUUGUACAGAUAUACUGUUAGAAUCUCAGAGUUAUUACAAACUAUGAAUUUUCCAAA
Molecule: messenger RNA, 1194 nt
Organism: Lolium rigidum
Lineage: Eukaryota; Viridiplantae; Streptophyta; Magnoliopsida; Poales; Poaceae
Product: probable protein phosphatase 2C 1
Exons: 12
Coding region: 45-1025 (326 amino acids)
Source: RefSeq, a predicted model, not a curated record